CUUGUAUCAUGAUCUUUUCUCACCACCAUCGCCUUCUGUUGAUCGUAUGUAAGAUCGAUCCUCAUUUGGAUCCUACAUUGCUGCUGGUCAGCAUUUAUUCGGCUUACUGAUUUGAGCAGAAUCCUGAUCGACUAGCUAUCAUGUCAACUUUCUCUAAGCCAUUACCAGUGCCUCCGCACAAAAUGAUUCCAUGUAUCGAUGGAUCAGAAGAUAUGGAAGAAUUGGAGUUCACACUAAGGGAAGCAGAAGUCAUUGCAUUAUCAAAGCCAAGGCGACCAAGUGAACCUUCCACAUUACCAAACGCAAAAGCAUUUCAAGUUCUAGGAAUAAAUACUCGUUCAACUUUUGAUCAAGAUAGUGAUUCAGACGAAGGUGAGCAAACUGAUCAUUCUUCUUCGUCCAAUCAUCAUGGCACGGUAAGGUCUAAAUCGCCUUCUUUCAUGUCAUCGUUCUCCAAACGAUUGCACAAGAAGUCACCUUCAAUCGGUGGCUCAUCCACCUCAUCCUUCAGAAGAGGGGGCUCCAUUGACGAUCAUGUUGGCUACAGAAGUAGUAUUGAUGAAUUCAGUGGUAGCAGUGUGAGAUCUUCGGAGGAUAGCUCAUUGGGCGGAUUUUUCAGACGGACUUCAAAAGAUCACCCAAAGACAGCUGAACAAGUGCCACCAAGAAGCAGUAGCAUGCAAAAUCAAAUGCAAAACAGCAAUCCCGUCAGAAAGUCCAGCUUGAUCGACACUCGUGCUGCCAUUUCUGCAGGAUGGAUGCGUGGUCCCGCAGCAGAAUGGCCAUACAAACCACGCAAGAAAGGCUCAAGGGCAAAGAAAAUACCUUCUAUCAUACCUCCUUCUCAUAAUCCAUCCAAGUCACUUAUUCCAGCUUCUUCUCCCGCUCUUACGGCUGAAUUUACUGAUCUCUACCGUGAUGAAACGGACUGUGAAGAUGAAGCAGAAUGGGCCAUUACUGUGGAAGAUCGUUCAAAUUCAAUUGAUCAUCAAAUUAUCGAUGAUCGAUUGCCUGGAGCAUUUUCAAACUAUAACCGACUUCCAGAAGAUGUCCGCAAGAGGCAAUUUGCAAGUAAGUCAAGGCAAAAGCAACAUCAAAGGACAUUUUCAACAGAUAAUGAAUCGAAUGCAAGUUUCUCAACAAAGUCCAGUCGAUACAGCACAAAGGCUGAUUUCGAAAGAUUUUCUUCGAGUGGAUCAUCUACCAGUCAUACGAGCGGUGUACCAUCUUUGAUGGGAAGCAGUGAGAAACAUGAUUCACUUGAUUCUUCAUCGAUUUGGUCUUGCACAACAGGCAGAAGUAGCAAGAUGGAAACGAUUGCAACUCCGUUUGAUCUACGGAAAUUUCAUCAAAAUUCACCUCCUUUAUGUCCGCCACCAAAAGAAGCCUUACCGCCCAUUCCCACGGGCGAAAAAGCCUGGCAUCCAAAAAUGGCAACUCCGCCUUUGCUUCAUUCUAUAAGUUCUACACAACGUGCGAGUCCAAAAAGUAGUCGUGAGAGAAGCAAUGGUCGACCUCUUCUUCUCAAAGCAGACAAAGAUCAGGACAUCAAUACAAUACGUAAUGAGAAUGCACAUACGCCCCGCAUACGUCCGAAAGCAAGAGGUGCAAAGAUAGGCGAGGAGUUCUAUUCUGAGGAGCUAAUGAGCACGUUACCAAAGUUGAUCACUACGGACAAUCCACGGCAUGCAAUCAUUGAAUGUGAACAAGAUCAAAAUGAGUCAGAGGGACAUCAUAAGCAGCCUACAUUCGGAAUUCCUCGUCCUGCUCCAUCUCCUCCAGAUGGCAGUGGAGCGGUCGUCAGAACACAUCAACCUGCCGUCCGUAACUUGCCAGCAAUUGUGACAACUAGAGCAUCCACACCUGCAGUGUCAUUGCAAGUGAAUCCGCUUGAAGCAGAACAAAAGGAAGAAGUUGCUUACCCUAAGAAAGAGCAAGAUCGUAUGGAAACUCUGUUCUUGGGUACACAAGAUUCUCCUGACGAGAGAUUGCCAGAGGAAAGAAAAGCAGCAUUUGAAACGGCUGUUAGAAGAUUGGAUGGUACGAUACCUGACCAAGAUGUGACAGAGGAAGGUAUUAACAACUAUUUUGACGGACAGGAGAAGCAAUCGAAAGAGCAUGCCUCCGAUGAAUCAAGCCAAGACCAGGACGAGGAUGAUCUAGCAAAGCAUGCAAAUGAUGUUCCAUCACCGGAUACGGUCGCUCGAAUGGUGGAACAAUUACUGAAAGAAGUACCUUGUUCGCCUUUGGGUAAGACGAUCUCGCAAAUCAUCGAAGAUGAGAAGAUCACCAGCCCUACUGAGCCCGACUUCCCUGCUCGAAGUGAUUCUCCGACUUAUGCUGCCUCAAUUUCAUCUACAAUGACAGAUUCGUCUCUGGUACCCUCUUAUUAUCUGAGAAGUCCAUCUCUGCCUAGUAGCGGCGAAGAAUCUGGGUUUGUGCUUACAUUUGAAGCGGAAGAGACACCAAUUGAGGAAAAAUUGGAAGAGAAUGUCAUCGAAGAGAAGCCUGAGCAGGAAGCAAUUGCAGAACAGGAAGAGGAGCAAAGGCAGGAGGAAGAGAAUAGACGGGGAGAAGCACAAGAGCAGAAGGGCGAAAAUGGAGAAGAAGAUGAUGACAAUAAAGCGUUUCACGAACAAAUUCAUGACUUCUUGCAACCUGAUGAAACGCCAAGUUUUGAAUUCGAUGAAUACAUGAACAAGAAAAAGCCGUGUUCGAUGAUCAGCUUAAAGAGUCCUUUAAUUCCCGAUUUUGAUCGUAGCUCUUCACCCGAAUUGUCAUCAAAAGGCGGAGAGGACGACGAUUCAAAAGAUUCUCUAGCUCAACGUCAUGGUUUCAGUACCCCAUUGCAUCUCAUCAAGGACAAGAUCACCUUUGAUGGUGAUUAUGAUGCUCCUUCUUUGUCUUCUUCUCCCAGUUCUUCUGAAAUAUCCUCUAACAUGGAACAAAUCGCGGAAGAAGAUCGAGCAAUCCGAACAAUGGAAGAUGCUUUGGAUCAGAUUUUAUCUGAUUUGCCACCGAUGUGCUUGAAAACGAUCGAACCACUCUCUCCUUUACGUUUAUUGGACGGAACAAUUCCUUCUGCUCUUAAUACUCCAAAGGUGGACGCUUUCACUCCCAACACUGCAUUGCAACAUACUUUUCCUAAAUCACCCGCUCCAAAAGCUUUGAAUGUUUACAAGACUAAUACUCGAUACUCAACUUCUCUUUCUAGACCAAGACCGAACAAACUACUGGAUCCAACAACGCCCAGAAGUUUGUUCCCCCGUGGUCCAAUCACGCCAAGGUCGCCAAAGCCAAGAAAGGAAGCUCCAUUGCCAAUGGCUGUAAGUCAAGCAACUAUUGAUGAUGCACCGAUGCAACUUGAUAUGGAUUUCGACGCUUCACCAAUGUCAAUGGCAGCAUUCAUUCCGUCAGAUUCUCCGUUCAAGAAACAAGACUUGAUACCUUCUUCACCAUUUCCAACGCCUUUGCCCGAUUGGCCAGAAACACCAGUAGUAAGGGAGAACGAUGAAGAGCAAGCUGGAGUGCAAUCACCUAUACCUUUCUUGCCUCAAUUGUCAAGUGGGCCAAAACGUGCUGAAUUGCCAAGAUCGCCAUUACCAUCUGAGGUUCCUUUACCAAGAUCACCGAAGCCUUCAACGAAGAUGACAUUGGAUUCACUCAAACCACGAGUACAACCUCCAAACUCUACAUUGCAAAUUCCAAGUACGGCCAGAGAGUUGUACAAUCACUCAACACCUCUUUCACCAUUUGCAAAGGAUGUUGCCAUUUCAGCUCCUUGUACGCCAAGAUCACCUCUUUCUCUGCGAGCACUACGGUCUGCCAAACCGAUAGAACAACAUCCAAGUAGCAAGACAGCGCAGAGAACUGAUACGCGAAAGGUCUACCUGGCCGCUUCUCCAUCGAUGAGUAUACAGUCAAACCAGAAUCCUGCCAUGUUUGUACCUUCUUCGAUGCAUCAGGUCAGAAACAUUCCUGCUCCACUGGUCUCCACUCCAAAGACAGACAAGGUUAGCAAUCCUACUUCUCCCACUCAUUCACCCUCCAGUAAAUCUCCACCGCCAAGAACGCCAAAGUCACCCAAACGAUAUUCAAACAAUCAAUGUUCAACACCUUUAACGGCGGCAAAGGCAAAUGUGAUGCAAACGAAGCGAUACGUUUUGCCAAUUUGAUCCAAUGACCGGGAAAAAUUACACAUAAUAUUCAUGAUAGUCACCUUUGUACAUCAGUCUGAUUCGAGAAAUGAUAUAGUCU
Messenger RNA from Meira miltonrushii, 4257 nucleotides. RefSeq lists its product as uncharacterized. Lineage: Eukaryota; Fungi; Basidiomycota; Exobasidiomycetes; Exobasidiales; Brachybasidiaceae. The coding region runs from base 141 to 4175 and encodes 1344 amino acids. The record is from RefSeq and is a predicted model, not a curated record. The transcript has a single exon.